AUGAGCUUAAAAGGAUUCGUUCCCGAGCUGAGCGAUCAGGAGAUUCAAGACGCUUUUGGGAUGAUGGACAAGAAAGGAAGUGGAAGAAUUGCGGCCAACGAGUUGGGCUUCGUGAUGCGGCAAUUGAGAAGAGAUUACCCGGAUAGUCAACUACAAAAAAUGAUUAAUGGAAGGGAAACGAUCGAUUUUAUUGACUUCAUCAAUAUGCUGGCUGAAAAACCAUCGACAAAAGAUGAUGAGAUGAGAGCGGCUUUUCAGCUCUUCGACAAAGAUGGAAACGGUUUCAUAUCAGCGACAGAGUUGCACGAUGCGAUGGCGAGUCUCGGCGAGAUGGUCACAUUUGAAGAAAUUGAUAUGAUGAUUCGAGAAGCUGAUGAUAAUCACGAUGGAAAAGUGAACUAUGAGGAAUUCAUCAAAAUGAUGUCCAAA
Mesorhabditis belari is the source of this 429-nucleotide messenger RNA. Lineage: Eukaryota; Metazoa; Nematoda; Chromadorea; Rhabditida; Rhabditidae. The record is from the annotation of a GenBank genome assembly.